AUGCUAAAAAAGAAACCAUCAACAACUACUGAAGGUCCUCAACAUCUGGAAAAAGGAUUGAUUGUUGGUAAACGUUGGAGGAUUAUCGAUAAGUUAGGCGAAGGUGGCUGCGGUGCGGUUUAUAAAGUGGAAGAUAUCCAAACGUUUGCUAAAGCAGCAUUGAAAGCUGAAUCAAAUUUUGUUGAAGGUGGUAGUGUUCUGAAAUUGGAAGUACAGAUACUCAGGCGUUUAGAAGGUCGUAAAUAUGUGGUGCAAUUAUUUCAAUCUGCUAAGAAGGAAACAUAUUCGUAUAUGGUGAUGACACUUCUAGGACGCUCGCUUAAUCAGUUAUUUAAACAAUAUCCUAUAUGUACCGUUUCGACACAAGUUCGAGUUGGAAUUAAUAUUUUACACGGUUUAAAACAAUUGCAUGAAGUUGGUUACAUACACCGAGAUGUUAAACCGGCUAAUCUUGCUAUUGGUCGAAGAGGUCAAGCUAUUCAUAUUAUUCAUAUUCUUGACUUUGGCUUAUCACGAGAAUAUGUAAUACGAAAUAAUGGCAGUGUUAAAUUACGAAUGCCUAGAACAAAUACUUUGUUUCGCGGUACGAUAAGGUAUUGCUCAGCUAACACUCAUACACGUAACGAACAAGGCCGACCAGAUGAUCUAUGGUCGAUGGUGUAUGUUUUGGUGGAAAUGCGAGGUCCGUUGCCGUGGGAUAAUAUUCGUGGUAAAGAUGAAAUUGGUAAAGCAAAAUUUCAGACACUCGAUACGACAUUGUGCAGUAAUAGUCCCAAAGAACUUCUUGAUAUUACAACACACCUUCGGACAUUGGAUUAUUACACUCGUCCCAAUUAUUCCUACAUUUAUGAAAGAUUGUACAAAGUGAUGCAAAACUGUAAUUACAAAUUCAGCGACCCGUAUGACUGGGAAGCACCUAAAACAACUACUGCAAGUUCAUUCAGGAAAGGUUUAACAUAUGUAAGCCGAUCGCUGUCACGAAUACGUCACUAUAAACCAUCAUCAGUCGAUAUAAUCAGCGAAUCAAAAAGUUCAAGGAAUGGAAUAGCUUCAGUGGCCGCCUCAGAAGUAGUAAGCGAGGAUCUUUUCACGCCAGCAGAUUUUGAAAGCAAUGAAACCGGAUUUUGA
This is a messenger RNA of Brugia malayi, 1128 nucleotides long. RefSeq names its product Protein kinase domain containing protein. The transcript is spliced from 11 exons. Gene Ontology annotation, molecular function: protein serine/threonine kinase activity; ATP binding. Gene Ontology annotation, cellular component: nucleus; cytoplasm. Bases 1 to 1128 code for a protein of 375 amino acids. Lineage: Eukaryota; Metazoa; Nematoda; Chromadorea; Rhabditida; Onchocercidae. Gene Ontology annotation, biological process: peptidyl-serine phosphorylation; signal transduction. The record is from RefSeq and is a predicted model, not a curated record.